Molecule: messenger RNA, 1983 nt
Organism: Metarhizium brunneum ARSEF 3297
Lineage: Eukaryota; Fungi; Ascomycota; Sordariomycetes; Hypocreales; Clavicipitaceae
Source: RefSeq, a predicted model, not a curated record
AUGUUCCGCCGCAGCACCCUCAUCCUCUCGAGGGCACCGUGUCGCGUGCCUCGCGUCGGCCUUGCUCGCAGCGACGUCGUCGCCGCCGCCUCCCGCCGAGGCAUUCAGACCCCGGGGGGUUUCUCGCCCCUCCGACCGCCGUCGCCAGAAGAGCUGGGCGCCCCGAGGGCAGCCAAGCAGUACAACAAGGGGAGGAGAUGGACGCGCUGGCUGGUGACGGGCCUCGCGGCCGGCGGCGCCGUCUACGUGGCCGACCGCCAGAUAUACGCCUCGGGGUUCGCCCGGACGCUGCGCACGUUUGCGACGACGCUCCUCGUCGCGCUGGACUACAAGAUCAACUUCCGGCCGGAGCCGCUGACGGCCGGUUCCGUGCCGGAGCUGCACGCCCGCAACGCCGAGCGGCUGUUCGACCUGCUCCGCGCCAACGGCGGGCUGUACCUCAAGAUCGGGCAGGCGAUUGCCAUGCAGAGCGCCGUGCUGCCGCCCGAGUUCCAGAAGAUGUUUGGCCGCAUGUUUGACGACGCGCCGCAGGACGACUGGAGGGACGUCGAGGCCGUGAUCCGGAGGGACUUUGGCAGGAGCGUCGAGGACGUGUUCGGCGUCAGCUUCACGGGCAAGGAGGGCAUGGGCGUCAUGGAGCGCAGGGCGAGGGCGAGCGCCAGCGUGGCCCAGGUCCACUGGGCGAGACUGCCGGACGGCCGAGAGGUGGCUGUCAAGAUUCAGAAGAGGGAGAUUGCCAAGCAGAUUGCUUGGGAUCUAUGGGCUUUCAGGGCCGUUACAUGGAUCUACUCCAAGUGGUUCGACCUCCCGCUGUACACGCUCGUCCCCUUCAUCACGGAACGCCUCGAGCUCGAAACGGAUUUCCUAAACGAGGCCAAAAACUCAGAGACGAUGCGAAACCUAGUCAACUCGGAGAGCAGCCUCCGGGGCCGCGUCUACGUGCCCGUCGUCCACGCCGACCUCACCACCAAGCGCGUGCUGACGACGGAGUGGAUUGAGGGCGUCCGGCUCUGGGACAAGAAGGCCCUCACGUCGCGCUGGCUCGGCGGCCGCGGCAAGGGCUCCCCCGGCGCCCAGACGGCCCUGCCGCCCGUCGACAUGGCCGCCGCCCGCCGGGAGCUCCGCGCCCGCCCCUACAACGAGAAGAUCAAGCCCGCGCGCCAGGAGUGGAAGGGCGCCCGCGGCCGCGGCGGCCUCGGCCUCUCCACCACCGAGGUCAUGACCACCAUGGUCGACCUGUUCUCGGCGCAAAUCUUCAAAUGGGGCGUCGUCCACUGCGACCCGCACCCGGGCAACAUCUUCAUCCGCCGCCUGCCCAGCGGCCGCGCCGAGCUGGUCCUCAUCGACCACGGCCUCUACGUCUACAUGUCGCCCACGUUCCGGCGCCAGUACAGCGCCUUCUGGAAGGCCCUCAUGACCUUUGACAACGGGACCAUCGCGCGCGUCACCUCGGAAUGGGGCAUCCGCGGCGCCGACUUCUUCGCCAGCGCCACGCUCAUGCGCCCCUACGAGGGCGGCGACAACUCGCUCCGCGACAGCAUCCGGAAGGACCUCGAGGGCAAGACGCCCGCGGAGCGGCACUACGCCAUGCAGCAGCUCAUGAAGCAGAGCCUGCGCGACAUGCUGGCCGACGAGGACAAGUGGCCCAAGGAGCUCGUCUUUAUUGGGAGGAACAUGCGCAUUGUCCAGGGGAACAACCAGUACCUCGGGUCGCCUGUCAACAGGGUCAAGAUGAUGGGCGAGUGGGCGAGCAGGAGCCUGUUCCAGGACAAGAACCUGCCGGUGGCGCAGAGGAUGACCAACGCCUGGAGACACUUGCUCUUCAAGGCAGUCAUGUUUGGUACCGACGUGGCAUUUUACUUUUUCAAGCUGAGGCAGUGGUUGGGACUGGGGGGUGGCAUGGAGGACGAGAUGGAGAGGAGAAUGAGAGGUGUAGCGCAGGACUAUGGCAUUGAGUUGCAGCAUGAUGUUUUUGAGGGCUAA